AUGAGUGCCUACAAUCAGACCGAGUUAAACUGUGUGGAAUGGCCCAACUUGGUUAAAUUCUCACAACUCUACGCCAAACUGCAUGGCUAUUUGGCCCUGAUUGUGUGUGUAUUCGGAAGUGUGACCAACAUUUUGAACGCCAUCAUUUUGACUCAAAGAAGUAUGCGCAACCCAACAAACGUCAUACUGACCGGAGUGGCCUCAGGGGACCUUGUGACUAUGAUAGCCUAUGGAAUAUACGCAGUCUACCUGAAUGUACUAACAGCACCAAGUCCAGAUGAAUACACACAUAGUUUGGCAAUGGUGCGAGUGAUACUGAUUACCCAAGGGCUCAUCCUUGGGUCGCACACGUUUUCAACUGUGUUGUUGGUCGUACUGGCCGUUCUACGAUGCCGGAUCAUGUAUGUGGUCACUUUGGGUCGGGGAUCGAAAAGCCAUGGAAAAACAGGAGUGCAACCGAAUGCACAGAAACGCAUUGUGUUAGUCGGAUUCGCCGUUGGGAUCGUAUUGGGCUUGACAGUGGGAAUUCCAGUGCACUUUAUAUAUGAGAUAGAACUGCGACCCCAUAACCAAACCUCACAAAUGAAUGUGACGCACAGUUUAAUGUCGUACUGGUUUGAUAUUCGACCUGGAGCGGAUGGUCUUGAACAUGGACACUUCGUACUGAAUGGAGUAUUCGUCAAAAUUCUGGCAUCCGUGCUCAUUUUCGUUCUAACCAGCUUCCUUCUGGUUACAAUGCGAAUAGCCGAAAAACACUACCAAGAACUGCAAAUGUUGUCCGGAAAAAAGCCUGCAAAGUUGGUACAGGCUGAGCGAGCAAAUACUGAAGACCUGACGAAAACCCGGGUGGGCACGAAUACCAACAGUGAAGUCGUUCCGUCUAUGCGUAUCUCUUGCUCUAACACAUCCAACGAGAAGCCCAGUAUGUUACGACUAAUAAACAAAACGCGGCAAACUCAGCGUGCAACUGUCAUGCUAAUCAUUUUAGUGAUAAGCUUCGUUGUUACCGAAGCUCCACAAGGUGUGGUCAACACACUGGUGGCAAUUAAGGGCGAUUGUUUCCACAACAAUGUCUACGUACCUUUAGGUGACAUAUUAGAUUUGUUAGUCCUGAUGAACUCGUCAGUGAAUUUCAUACUCUACUGUGCAAUGUCUCAGAUGUUUCGUGUGCAUUUCAGACAUUUGAUUGCCAAAUGCUGUUGUCCAUCUAUGUGUGUCGAAGCUAGAGGACAGCGAGACCUGACGAACCGGCCACCAUCGGCUUGGGCCACAACAAACAUGCCUAUGCACGUAGAAACCUGUUAUCAGCACACGUGGAUGCGUUCGAAAAAAGUGAUUUCCAACACCCCUGUUAUACUCCUAAAUGCACCGGCCUCGUCCGAUGGAAUCGUUCAUGACAAAACCGAUGAAAGAGUGAGGACCUGA
This is a messenger RNA of Opisthorchis viverrini, 1425 nucleotides long. RefSeq lists its product as hypothetical. Lineage: Eukaryota; Metazoa; Platyhelminthes; Trematoda; Opisthorchiida; Opisthorchiidae. The record is from RefSeq and is a predicted model, not a curated record. Gene Ontology annotation, molecular function: G protein-coupled peptide receptor activity. Gene Ontology annotation, biological process: G protein-coupled receptor signaling pathway. Gene Ontology annotation, cellular component: membrane. The transcript has a single exon. Bases 1 to 1425 code for a protein of 474 amino acids.